Molecule: messenger RNA, 4461 nt
Organism: Patella vulgata (common limpet)
Lineage: Eukaryota; Metazoa; Mollusca; Gastropoda; Patellidae
Product: BRO1 domain-containing protein BROX
Exons: 4
Coding region: 19-1275 (418 amino acids)
Source: RefSeq, a predicted model, not a curated record
AAAAAUAUUGAUAGGAAAAUGGCGUACUGGUUUCACAGAAAUCCUUUGAAAGCCACUGCCGUGGUGACAUUUGAGUUCCAUGGUGUAACAACAAAUGAACCAAGUCGUAAAAUCUUCGCUGAUCUGAGAAAAACAAGAACUGCAUUAUUGGAAUUGCUCACAGAUCCAAAUCAUCAAAGAGAAACGGUAGAUAAAGCCACGACAGAUUACUUCUCCCUGUUAUCCGGUUUAAUUCAACCAAUCGACCCUAACGAACCAGAAAAUAAACUACGUAAAAUCAUCAAAUUUCGAUGGACCAAUAGUCUGUUAGGAAACGCAGCCACUGAACAAUGGGAUGCUGUGUAUGAAUACGCAUCAAUGGCGGUUAAUGUGGGUUUGUGGUAUACAAAGCACGCAGCCAAACUUGCCGCAAAGGAAGACCCAGAUAUGGAAGAAGCCAAAGAAGUCCACAAAUGUCUGAGAAUUGCUGCUGGAAUAUUUACAAAUAUCAAGAAUGAUUUAAUUGGUAAACUUUCUGAGAACGAUGAAAAUGGAGUCGACACGGACAGUCGAGUUUUAGAGGCCUACAUCAAACAAUGUACGGCUGAGGCACAAGAAGUGACGCUAGCACGGGCCAUAGAGAUGAAACAUUCGUCUAGUCUGAUUGCUGCGUUGGCCUAUGAGACGAGUCAACUAUACCAGGCUGCCGAUGAUUCGCUGUCGAGUAUUGAUGACGUCAUCGUGGGGAAAUGGAGGAAGUAUUUUCAACUGAAACAUGCUUUUUAUUUGUCGUCUGCUCAUAGUUAUAAUGGAGACACGUUAUUAGCUCAAGAUAAAUGUGGAGAAGCAGUACGGGGGUUAAAGGAAAGUGUAGAAUUAUAUGAUAAAGCUGCUUUACUGUGUAAAGAAUACGCUAGUACGAAGGGGGCCGGAACGACAGCAAGACCUCAAGAUCACAUCUUCUUUAGACGACUAGGACCUGUUGUUAAACGUACCUUAGAAAAAUGUGAAAGAGAAAAUGGUCUGAUUUAUCAUCAAAAGGUGGCGUUCGAUCCUCCACAACUAGAACUCAAGGCGACAUAUGGUCUGGUCAGUCCUGAAGAUUACACCCCACCAUCACUCAACCCAUUAUGGACAGUCGAUGUUUAUAAUAAAUUCAAUCCAAGUAUGGCACCAAAACCACAACCCAAAAAGGCAAAAGAAGAAAAAAAAGAAAAUUUACCACCUGUUAAAGAAAAAGAAACACCGAUGUCAGAUAAAGAUCCUAAAAAUUUCAGUGGUUGUUCCAUUAGUUAGAUGUGAAUGAUUUUUAAGCUUUUUUUGAUAUUGUUGAUUCCCAUCGUUCAUUUUUCAGACAAUAUGUAAAAUCUUACGGCUUAAUCCAUGUACGAUGUAUCUACAUCAAAUAUACAUUAUGCAAGAGCUAAAUCUGCCUACUGCAGGCCUUUCUUUAGGCCUGAAAUGUUAUAUAAAUUAUUAAUUAGACAUUAAUUAACUGAUCCAGACCAUAAUCAACUCUCGAUGCCAUCAUUAGCCUGCGAUCUUUAGUGGAUUUGAAGCAAACAAACGCAUUCUUAUACUUAAUAUAAACAUGUUACCUGCUGUUUUAGACCCUUACUUAAGACUUACAUGUAACAUACAUUAUGCAAGAGGGAAAUCUGCCUACUACAGGUCUUUCUUUAGACCCUAAUGCCCAUAUUUUAAAACAGUGUCUAAAAUAAUCUGUGAUUAGGUCUAAUAAGUAACUAGCUAUUAGAUAUUUAUUAACAUGACAAGACCAAUAUCAACUCUCGAUGCCAUCGUAUAGUUUAGAUUGUCAAUAGAUUUAAAUAUGUUUUGUGGUUGAUGUGGUUGCCGUAAAAAUGGAUAAGCAAGAUUUUGUUUAUUGUUAUAACAACGGUAGCAUUGACAAUCAAGGUUACUCUGUUCUUCCAACAACUAUAACACGGCCCAAACUGAUGUAAUUUGACUGAAAUUUUCAACAUAUUUCUUUUUCAUUAUCUUUUUUUAUCUAUUUUAUCAAGAUCUGUCAGCUUUUUAUAUAAUCUUACCUAUAUGUAAUGCCCCUGUAAUUAUUUAACAAAGCCUUCUCAGAAUUAAAUUAAGAAUUCACUCAACUUUCAAUCACUGUUUAUGAGAAAUAUCUUUGAUCCAGAAACACAAAACUUUGUACUUAGUUUCUUAUGAUGUAUUUGAUACAUUAAAACAACAAAAGUUUUAUAAAGUCUGAGAAUGCUUUGGGAACUCAGGGCGAGAAUCUACUGGAUUAAAAAACAGAAAUUUUCAUUUGAUUAAGGCCAUACAAAACAAACAUUCUGGUUCUCGGCGACUCAUGCACAACUUAAAAAGGACCGCAUGAUCUGUUUUUAUUUCAAAAAAGUAAAAAAUAAAAACAAUCUCCUUUAAUUACCUGGUGUAAAUACUUUCCCGGGUUACAGGAACCAAAUAUACUUAGACAAUUAGAAUACUGGAUAAUCAUACAUUCCUAUAAGUGAUACUGGAUAAUCAUAAACAUUCCUAUGAACAUCAUGAGGAGAUAUGUCUAUGAGAAGUCAUUUAUCCCAGUACUGGAUCUUUGACAAAGUAAAAACCUCCCUCCUUCAUCAAAUUUUUUAUAAAAAUUUUUUGGGGAACAGGGGCGGAUCCAGGAUUUUCAGAAAGAUGGGGGUUGCUGUCUCCACUUGAGAGUGCGAAGCCCGACCCUCGGUGGGCGGACUGACGGGCAAUCAACCAAGUCACCAACCGACUCGUUUCGGAGUAAAUUACAAUUUCCAACCUAAACUGACUGUUAAUUCCUUUCCUGCGAGAAUAUAUGGGUUAAAAAAAUUGUUCUGCACCACAAAAAAUAGGAGGGGGGGGGGCGUGUGCUGGGUGCCCCUCACCCCACUGGAUCCCCGCCUGAGGAAGGAUUGUCUGAGAGCCAGAAUAUCAUUUUUGUCUACUGUCUAAAUGUUUUGUUAUUUUGUAUUGUUCUGUGGAUGUCUUUCUAUGGUAAACAUUUUACAUCAAUCUGAUUAAAAUACAGAUCCUAUUUCGUUUUGUUUUUUAUAGUUCAAAAUUUCGUUUUACUUGUCUUAACUACACUAGAAUCUAGAUGUUGUUGUUAUAUUACCAGGGUUCUGGAUGAAGUGAGGGAUUGGCCAAUGAAACGGUCUGUUAUGACGAUUUUUGGCGGGCGAUGCACUGCACGGAACUGUGGGUAAACCACUAGAAACAUCAACGCUGAUUGAUUAAUCAAUGUCUGACGUCAUAGGGUCAAAAGCCGCUGUACUUUAAUCUGUACUUUAAUCAGAUUGUAUUUUACAUCCACAGCAGGUCAUUACAAUUCAUCACAUUAUUUUCAUCAGAAUCAAAUAUGUCCUUGUCUAAAUUCAGUUGGUUAGAACAAAGGAAGUCUAACAUCAUUACUGUAGAAUAAGUAAAGCCUUACAUGAUGUCAAUUUGUCAAUAACAUGGAUGUACUCACCAUCAUCAUCUUUUAGAUAUUAUACAUAGAGCUUAGUGUAUGUGACACCACAUGUGUAAUAUUGGGUCUAGCUGUUAAUAGGAUGUAGGCAGUGAACAAUCAGGGUUGGGCUUGCGGGGGCUAAUAGAGGGGCUAGCUGUUACUAGGAUAUAGAAAGCAGGCCUGUAGCCAGCGCGGGGCGAUGCCCCCAUAAAAAAAUAUUUUGCCCCCUGCCCCCCCUCUCAAGGGAAGUGAACAAUCAGGGUUGGUAAGAGUGGGGGGAGUAAUUGUCUGAUAUUUGUGAGUGAAUGUAGUCAGGAAUAAAAACAUUUGGGUGGGGGGAGGAGGAUUGUCCGAUGUUUGGGAGUGGGUGUAGUAAAUAUAUACGAACAGUGUGGGGUAAUUGGGGGGGGGGGGGUGUCUGAUGUUUGGAAGUGUGUAGUAAAUAUAUACGAACAGUGUGGGGUAAUUGGGGGGUGGAGUGGGGGGAGGAUUGUCCGAUGUUUUGGAGUGGGUGUAGUCAAUAUAUACGAACAGUGUGGGGUAAUUGGGGCGGGGGGGUGUCUGAUGUUUGGAAGUGUGUAGUAAAUAUAUACGAACAGUGUGGGGUAAUUGGGGGGUGGGGUGGGGGGAGGAUUGUCCGAUGUUUUGGAGUGGGUGUAGUCAAUAUAUACGAACAGUGUGGGGUAACUGUCCAUAUACUUGUAUAUUGUAUGUAUAUAACUAUGUUAUUAAUUGUAUAUUAUUUUUUACCUGUAACAUAUUGUAACUGUUAUGUUUUAUUUAUCUUUUCUUCAAUCUGAUGUAUUAUUAAUUGUUAUGACCACUAGAAAAUCUGCUUUCAAAAUAUAGCUUUCAUCAGAGGCUAAGUAUAUGCUUGUAAAGUCAACUUUGUUCAUAUUUUACAUAAGGGAGAAAAUAUAUUAUACUUCCGUAUUGUUAGUUAGUGAUGACACUUAUAUAUAAUACUGGCUUUGUUUUAUUAUAUAUAUAACGUUCUUGUAGACAUUAAACUGUCCAUAAACGGACAUAAAUUA